Molecule: messenger RNA, 4909 nt
Organism: Mus musculus (house mouse)
Lineage: Eukaryota; Metazoa; Chordata; Mammalia; Rodentia; Muridae
Gene: Slc26a8
Product: solute carrier family 26, member 8
Exons: 20
Coding region: 1525-4524 (999 amino acids)
Biological process (GO): chloride transport; sulfate transmembrane transport; transmembrane transport
Cellular component (GO): plasma membrane; sperm annulus; membrane
Molecular function (GO): sulfate:chloride antiporter activity; chloride channel activity; sulfate transmembrane transporter activity
Source: RefSeq, marked validated
GACUGGGCUCCCCGGGGCGCCAAGGGUGGAGGCCGCAGCGCGGGGCGCGCGCGCCUCUCUGUGGUCGCACGGGCGAAUGCCUGGCGCCAUGGCGGAAAGCCGCUGUGACAGCGUCGGGGAAGAGAGCCAAAUGAUCUUUGAACUCCGAGCAACCUGCUCACUAGAGUCGUCAAUUUCCAAGAACAACUUGAAAGAACAGACAGGCCCUGUCCAGAAAGCUGUCGCAUUCCGGUCUGCUCAAGGACAAGUGGCUCACCUCGGGAUGCUGGUGAAACCUGCCCCCUAGGCAAAUAUUAGUCUUGCCUCAAAGCCCAGGCUCUCCCUCCAGGCGCUCCUACAUGUUUUCAGGCAGAAGUGGCAGAAGGAGGUUCCAGGGACCCACAGGGAGUUCCAAUGCACGAGGUCAGAGGUAGACAUCAUGAAUGGCCACUUCCAGGCUGGGGACCAGCAUUUGCAAGGCCCUGGGUUCAAUACCCACUACUGGAAGGGGAAGGUACACACACACACUGCAAGUAGGUCAUUCCAUUUCAGGAAGGUCUUCUCAUUUAUUUAUUUAUAUUUACACCACCUGCAAUUCCGGCAUUUGGAAAGACCAGAAAACCCUUCAUAUACAUGCAUACAUAUAUAUCUAUUUACACAGCCUGUAAUUCCAGCAUUUAGAAAGACCAGGAGACCCUUUCAUACUAUUUAUUUAUAUGUACAGAACCUGUAAUUCCAGCAUUUGAAAAGACCAAGAGACCUUUCUCUUAUUUAUUUAUUUAUACACAACCUGUAAUUCCAGCAUUUGGAAAGACCAGGGGACCCUUCUUAUUUAUUUAUUUGUUUAUUUAUUUAUUUGUUUAUUUGUAUUUACAAAUCCUGUAAUUCUAGCAUUUGGAAAAACCAGGAGACCAAGCCUCUGCUGUGUAGUGAUGAGACCGUAUGUGCAACACCCCAAAAACCAUCACUCGGGUUUGAGACCGACUCUUGCCCUUUAGAGCCAUCCAAAGUUUAGAAAUUUAAAAGAAAAUUGGGGGGUGGGUAUUAAAGACUUAAUUCAUGCCUCUGAGAGUAUGGAGAACUACUAGGGCGAGCAUUCUGACCGCAUCUCAUUUAGGUAAGUCUGUUGAGCUUUCUUAGGCCCUGGUUCUAGUCUCUACAAGAUCAAUGCGACCCUGCAUUCCCACCUAGUGGAAUCUUCCGUAGAAGCCGAGAAAGCUAAUAAAAGUGAAUGGGGAAAGUUAGACCCGUAAGAACCCACAUCCACCCAUGCCUACACCGAGCAGGAGAAAGGGGAAAUCUUAUUCUCGUGGCUAUUUCUAGAAGAUCCGGGUAUGUGGAGGGCAGCAGGGACCCCUUCUCCUCGGCCCAGAUGCCAUCCUCGCCCGUCACCCGCACAGCCGGAACGCCCGCGGGUUCUGCAGCAACGGCUCCGGAACUGCCGGCCUCCGCGUCCGCAGCGCUGCCGCCAGCCAGGCUGGAGCCGAGUCUGUCCCCAGCGUCUGCGCUCCUGCGGGCCACCGGAAACCAGCUAAUCCAGGAACAAUGCAAACAGAGAGGAGCCUCCAGAGUUUCAGCAACAGAUACACACAAAUCCCUUUUGUGUACGAUGUUAAGCGGAGCGUGUACAACGAGGAGAAUUUCCAGCAGGAGCACAGGAAGAAGGGCCCCACCUCUGGGAACGUGGACAUCGAUAUCACCACUUUCAAGCACCACGUCCAGUGCGGCUGCUCCUGGCACAAGUUCCUGAGAUGCAUGCUCACAGUCUUCCCCUUCCUGGAGUGGAUAUGUUUGUAUCGAUUCAAGGACUGGCUUCUUGGAGACUUACUUGCUGGUUUAAGUGUUGGUCUUGUUCAAGUUCCCCAAGGCCUGAUACUUAGUUUACUGACAAGGCAGCUGAUUCCUCCCCUCAACGUCACUUACGCCGCCUUCUGCUCUUCAGUCAUUUAUGUCAUUUUUGGAUCAUGUCAUCAAAUGUCCAUCGGCCCCUUCUUCCUUGUGAGUGCUCUGAUGAUCAAUGUCCUGAAGGAUAGACCCUUCAACAAUGGUCACCUGAUCUUGGGAACUUUUGUCAAAGAUGACUUCUCUGUCCCCACAUUCUACUUGAGCUACAACAGAUCCUUAAGUAUGGUGGCAUCUACAACUUUCCUGACUGGGAUUAUUCAGCUGUCAAUGGGUAUGUUGGGCAUGGGCUUCAUGGCCACAUAUCUUCCAGAGGCUGCAACCAGCGCUUAUCUAGCAGCUGUGGCCCUGCACAUCAUACUGGCCCAGAUGACAUGCAUCUUGGGGAUUAUGGUCAGUUUCCAUGCUGGGCCCAUCUCCUUCAUCUACAACAUAAUUAACUACUGCAUAGCUCUCCCCAAAGCGAACUCUACCAGCAUCCUGCUGUUCAUCACCUCUGUGGUGGCUCUGAGAAUCAACAAGUGCAUCCGCAUUACCUUCAACCGCUACCCUAUCGAGUUCCCCAUGGAGCUGCUGCUGAUUCUUGGCUUCAGCUUACUUACAAGCAAGAUAACCAUGGCCACAGAAAACAGCAAGAUGCUGAUGAACAUGAUUCCAUACAGCUUCGUGUUCCCUGAGAAUCCAGAGUUCGGCAUUCUUAGCAGAGUUGUUUUACAAGCCUUGUCUUUAUCUUUUGUGAGCUCCUUUCUGCUUAUAUCUCUGGGCAAGAAGAUUGCCAACUUCCAUAACUACAGAACCAAUUCCAACCAGGAUUUAAUAGCCAUCGGUCUUUGCAACUUGCUCAGCUCCUUUUUCAAAUGCUGUGUGUUCACCGGUAGUUUGUCCAGGACGACUAUCCAGGACAAAUCUGGAGGAAGACAGCAGUUUGCCUCUCUGGUAGGCGCAGGUGUGAUGCUGCUGCUGAUGGUGAAGAUGGAAAGCUUCUUCCACAAUCUGCCUAACGCUGUGCUGGCUGGGAUCAUCUUAAGCAAUGUGGUGCCCUACCUUGAAGCCAUUUACAACUUACCCAGUUUGUGGAGGCAGGACCAGUACGAAUGUAUCAUUUGGAUGGUGACAUUCUCCUCUGCGAUUCUCCUGGGACUCGACGUUGGACUGCUCAUCUCACUGGCCUUCACUUUCUUUGUCAUCACUAUUCGCUCGCACAGAACCAAGAUCCUCGUCUUGGGUCAGAUCCCCAAUACCAACAUUUACAGAAAUGUUAAUGACUACCGGGAGGUGAUUCUCAUCCCUGGGGUGAAAAUCUUUCAGUGUUGCAGCUCCAUCACGUUUGUUAACGUGUACCAUCUAAAGCAAAAGGUGUUAAAAGAGGUCAAUAUGGUGAAGUUGCCCCUUAAAGAAGAAGAAAUUUAUACUCUGUUUCAUGAAAGUGAGACCAGUAUAGCAGAAAACAAACUUUGUAGGUGUUUCUGUGACUGUGAAGAACUGGAGCCAGAGAUCAGGGUUGUCUACACAGAGCGAUAUGAAAACAGACAGGAGCAGGACUCAUCCAUCAACCUGAUCCGCUGCUCCUACCUGGGCAGCGGGGACAGCAGCCAAGUCACUUCUGAGGAACAGAUUCCCUACACAGUGUCUUCCACAUCACAGAGAAAUAUAGUGCAGAGCUACGAGGACACAGAGAAAGCCUGGCUACCCAACAGCCCCCCAAGAAACAGUCCACUGCCACCGCCCGAGGCCUCAGAAAGCUUAGCACAGAGCCGAUCCAGAUCCAUUAUCAUGCCUUACUCGGAUACGAGUGUGCAGAACAACACCCAUACCAUCAUUCUGGACUUUUCCAUGGUGCACUAUGUGGAUAAUCGGGCUUUGGUUAUACUAAGGCAGAUGUGCAAUGCUUUCUACAAUGCCAACAUUUUGGUCCUCAUUUCAGGGUGUCACACCUCUGUGGUCAAGUCGUUUGAGAAGAAUGAUUUCUUUGAUGAAGGCAUCACGAAGGCCCAGCUCUUCCUCAGCCUCCAUGACGCCGUGCUGUUUGCCUUGUCCAGGAAGUUCUCUGAGCCUUCAGACUUAAGUAUGGAUGAGACCGAGACAGUGAUACAGGAAACCUACUCAGAGUCAGACAAGAAUGGCAAUCUGAGCAACCUAAGACUCAAAACGGGGAAGGCCAUCAUAGAAGGCUCCCAGCAUGCAAGUCCAGGCUUCACCAAGAACCUGAAGCCUGGUAAGGAUGACUUGGAGUUUGACCUGGAACUGGAUCCCAUGCUGUCUUUUGAACAGAGCAGUGGGAUGGACCUCAAUCUGGACCUAGACUUGGACUUGGACCAGUCAGAGCUGGACCCUGGAUCUGAGCUGGAUUCUGAGAUCCAAGCCAAACCUGAGCUGGAACUAGAGUCGGAGCUUGAGACAGAUGCCCAGACAGAGCCAGAGACAGAGGAAGAGCCAGAGCUGGAGCCAGAGCCAGAGCCAGAGCCAGAGACAGAGCCAGAGCCAGAGCCAGAGAGAGAGAGGAAGACCAGGACAAGGUCUCAGAGCCCCUGGCGGAACUACUUCACUGCUUAUCGCUUUGGUUCUUCAAACUCCCAGUCUAGAGCUCCACCUCAGACACGCCCAGAAAAGAGAAAGCCACAUAAUUACCCCAAUUCUCCCUAAAACAAUAAGGAUCCUUGGUAGGUGACUGCAAAAUGCAGGCUGAGUAUCUUGGCAAAUCCCUCCUGCCCUACUUGGCAUGACAUCUAGACUGGGUACAAGCCACCGGUCCUGGCUCUGUGACCCCUCCACUUGCUGACUUCCUUCUUAUUGGAUUCUGGGAUCACAUGCCCAUCAUAUGCCCAGGCUAUGUGACUCAAGGUUGGCAGUUGUCUCUGGGUUCUGUCUUCAGGCUUUGCAGAUUGCAUCUUCAACAGAUUUCCAGUGAAGGCCUCCCUGCACGUACUCUCUGGGAACUGUGCCAGCUUGUCUCUGAGUUCCUCCUCUCAGCUCUGCCUCCCUUUCUCCAGAGACAUGAGACUUGAAUAAAAUAUGGGACUGUACUUAA